GGCGAUUUGAAAACACGCUCGGGGAAGCCGGAGGCUGUGGCCGGUGGCGCGCGCCGUCGCUCGUUGGACGUCGCGUGUGCUCGCGUCCUCCCCCCGCCCCCGGCCAGCCGGGUUGCUCAGAAUGACUAAGAAAAGAAAACGGCAAGAUGAUUUUCAAAAAGUUAAACUAAAAGUUGGUAAAAAGAAGCCCAAGUUAGAAAAUGCCACUGUUACAAACUUUAAGACUAAGACCAUUCAUCUACCUGAGCAACUCAAAGAGGAUGAGACCCUUCCAACAAACAAUAGAAAACUUAACAUAAAGGAUUUGUUGUCACAGAUGCAUCACUAUAAUGCUGGGGUUAAACAAAGUGCUCUUCUUGGACUCAAAGACCUUUUAUCUCAAUACCCAUUUAUAAUUGAAGCUCACCUUUCCAAUUUAUUAAGUGAAGUGACUGCUGUGUUUACAGAUAAAGAUGCUAAUGUACGGUUAGCAGCAGUUCAACUUCUUCAAUUCCUGGCCCCCAAAAUCCGAGCUGAACAAAUUUCUCCAUUUUUCCCUUUGGUAAGUGCCCAUCUCUCGAGUGCCAUGACUCACAUUACUGAAGGAAUUCAGGAGGACUCGUUAAAAGUUUUGGACAUUCUACUGGAACAGUACCCCACUCUAAUUACUGACCGUAGCAGUAUAUUGCUUAAGAACUUUGUAGAACUUAUUUCUCAUCAGCAGCUAUCCAAAGGACUGGUAAAUAGAGACAGACCCCAAUCCUGGAUACUUUCUGUAAAUCCUAAUCGGAGACUCACUUCUCAGCAAUGGAGGCUGAAAGUCUUAGUGAGACUCAGUAAAUUCCUUCAGGCCUUGGCAGAUGGAUCCAGUAGGUUGAGAGAAAGUGAAGGACUUCAGGAACAGAAAGAAAAUCCCCAUGCCACUAGCAACUCCAUUUUUAUCAACUGGAAGGAACUUGCCAACGACCAGCAACACAUCCAGGUUUAUGAAAAUGGGGGUUCACAGCCAAAUGUCAGUUCACAGUUCAGGCUACGGUACCUGGUUGGAGGACUAGGCAGUGUGGAUGAAGGCCUGUCUUCCACUGAAAGCCUGAAAGGAUUUAUUGAAAUAAUAAUUCCAUUGCUAAUUGAGUGCUGGAUUGAAGCUGUACCUCCACAACUGGCUGCGUCUUCUGUUGGAAAUGGUAUAGAACGUGAACCUUUGCAGGUUAUGCAGCAAGUUCUUAAUAUUAUUUCUCUUCUGUGGAAACUAUCUAAACAGCAUGAUGAAACCCAUAAAUUGGAAUCAUGGCUUCGAAAGAAUUAUCUUAUUGAUUUCAAACAUCAUUUUAUGAGUCGUUUUCCAUAUGCCUUAAAAGAAAUAACCAAGCACCGAAGGAAAGAGACAAAUAAAAGUAUCAAGCAUUGCACGGUUAUCUCCAGUAAUGUAGAUCAUCUCUUACUGAAUUUAACACUAUCUGAUAUCAUGGUCUCUCUGGCAAAUGCCUCAACUUUACAGAAGGAUUCCAAUUGGAUAGAAAUGAUAAGGAAAUUUGUGACAAAGACCCUGGAAGAUGGCACCAGACUAAAUAGUAAACAGCUGAACAGAUUACUUGGUGUGUCAUGGAGGUUGAUGCAGAUACAAUCUAAUAGAGAAGCAGCAGAGGCUCUCAUCAAGGCUGUUUAUACAUUGUAUCAGCAGAGGGGUCUUCUCUUUCCUGUUCGGACUUUGUUACUUAAGUUUUUUAGUAAAGUCUAUCAACAAGAAGAACUUAAAUCUUACAGAGUAAGAUACCGCAGUAAAAUAUUAUCCCGUUGGCUGGCCGGUUUACCAUUGCAACUUGCUUAUCUUGGCUCCCGAAACCUUGACCUCUCAACACAGCUUAUUGAUAUCAUCCACACUGCUGCAGCUCGAGCAAAUAAGGAAUUACUAAAAAGCUUACAAGCUACUGCUCUCCGAAUUUAUGAUCCACAGGAAGGUACUAUGGUGAUUCUCCCAGCAGAGUCUCAGCAACUUUUGGUCCAGCUUGUCUAUUUUCUACCCAGUCUGCCUGCCGAUUUGCUCUCCCGGUUAAGUCGUUGCUGUAUUAUGGGAAGACUGAGUACCGAUUUGGUAGCUAUGCUCAUCGGGAUACUGCACAUGAGAUCAUCAUUUUCUGGAUGGAAGUAUUCAGUUAAAGAUUUGUUGAUGAGUGAUGUAGAUUAUUUCAGCUUCUUAUUUUCAACACUUACAGGGUUUUCCAAGGAGGAAUUAACUUGGCUGCAGAACCUUCGAGGAGUUCCUCAUGUCAUCCAGACUCAACUUUCCCCGGUUCUUCUUUAUCUUACAGACUUUGAUCAGUUUAUACAUCAUUGGGAUGUAACAGAGACAGUUUGUCACAGUUUACUGGUUAUCCCUGCCCGAAGCCAGUGCUUUGAAAUCCUGCAAAGUGCCAUCAGUAGGCAUUUGGUUGGCUUGGCUGUAAUUCCUGACAGCACAGUUGGCUGUAUUUUGGGUGUUAUAUGUAAACUUCUGGAUCAUACGUGUGUACUUAGUGAGACUCUGCUGCCAUUUUUGGCUUCUUGUUGCUACAGUCUUCUUUAUUUUUUGCUUACUUUAGAGAAAGGAGAAGCAGAACAUCUAAGAAAGAGGGACAAACUGUGGGGUGCCUGUAUCUCUAUUCUGGCUCUCCUGCCUCGAGUUCUCCGGUUGAUGCUACAGAGCCUUCGGGUGAAUCGAGCAGGGCCUGAGGAGCUGCCUGUUGUGGGCCAGCUGCUUCGCUUGCUGCUUCAGCAUGCACCCCUUCGGCCUCACAUGUUGACCAAUGCCAUCUUGGUGCAACAGAUCAUUAAGAAUAUCACGACUCUGAAGAGUGGAGGUGUGCAGGAGCAGUGGCUGACAGACUUGCACUUCUGCUUCAGCAUGUACAUCACCGGUCAUCCUCAAGGGCCCAGUGCAUUGAGUACAGUGUAUUGAAGAGUAAACGUGCUAUCUUGUGUUUGAAAUUGCUUAGUCAUAUCUAAUUUUGAAGAGACUGAUGUGUAAUGAAUGUUUGUCAUUAAAGCUGACCUUUUAAA
Molecule: messenger RNA, 3015 nt
Organism: Suncus etruscus (white-toothed pygmy shrew)
Lineage: Eukaryota; Metazoa; Chordata; Mammalia; Eulipotyphla; Soricidae
Gene: TEX10
Product: testis expressed 10
Exons: 15
Coding region: 122-2914 (930 amino acids)
Cellular component (GO): MLL1 complex; nucleus
Source: RefSeq, a predicted model, not a curated record